AUGGCGCAGCCGUUUCCUGCUCCCCAAGUCGGCAUGGCGCACCAUCCAGGCAUGGUCCAGAAUCACCCAAUGGCUCCAGCUCAGCAUCCGGGUGCCGCGCAUCUCGCUGCCCAGGCUCCCGGCGGCGGCAUGAUUCAGCAGGUCCAUGCUGGUGUUUCCGCACCCGGAGCUCCCCAGGCCUCCCAACCGGGCCCAAUGGCCGCCGGAAUGCAGCCCGUCUCGGGGCCGGGAGGACCUGGCCCUAAUGCUCAUGCUCUCUCUCAUCUAGGGCCUGCUCACUCGCACCAGAUGUUCCAGUCGCCGCACCUGGCUCAGAACUUUGCAAAUAACCCACAACUCCUGCAGCAACAUCACCUGCAACAACAGCAAUUCAUGCGCCAACGGCAGAUGUUCCUCCACCAACAGCAACAGCAAAGGGUACAGCAAGCUCAGCAGCAGCAGCAACAAGCUCAACAGGCCCAGCAACAACAGCAGGCCCAGCAGCAGGCCCAGCAGCAGCAACCCGGCCAGCCGCAACCGCAGCAACAACAGCAGCCACAGCAUGCUGGUAUACCCGCCUCCAUGCCUAACGGAACACAGGCAGUGACAUCGGCCCACAUGGCCGUGGCCCAGGCCGGCAACCCGGUCAUGCACCCAGGAAACAUCCCUCCUCACAUACAACAACAUCUACAGGCCCAGAACCAUCAUUCACAGGCCCAGAACCUACAUCAGCAACAGCAGCAUCUCUUCGCCAUGCAGAUGGCUCACCAGAACAAUGCUGCCGCGCAGGCACAAGCUCAAGCUCAAGCACAAGCCCAGGCCCAGGCCCAGGCCCAGGCUCAAGCUCAGGCUCAGGCUCAGGCCCAGGCUCAGGCCCAGGCUCAGGCUCAACAGCAAAAUGCACAGCAAAGAACCACCCAAGCACAAGCUUUGCAUGAUUCCCAGGGUGGAACUCCUCAUCCACAGCCACAGCACCAACAACCUCCAGGCACAACCGCCCCUUCCCAGCAACCCGGCAUACCUCCUACCUCGCAAGCUGGACCUCAGCCUCCACAGCAACAACCACAACAGGGUCCCACCCCACAACCUACGCCGGGUCAACAUGUAGGACCCCCUCAGCAGUUGGCUGGGCCGGACGGGCAGAUGCGAAUAGCUCAGCAGCAGGCUAUGCAGCAGAUGAUGAUACCCCAGCGCAUGGCAAAUCCUAUGAAAGGAUCAUCCAUAAUCAGAUUAUUCUCUUUUGCAGAGUGUCUCAGCGGCUAUUCUAACCGAAAUCCUUCGCCGGGAUUGCCAUAUUGGCAGUCAUUCGUGGAGCAGUUCUAUGCACCAAAUGGAGUUCUUCGUUUGGUCGUCUUUAAUGCGCAACGCGGGACCAAACAGUUUGAAAUCUCUACGCCUGCACUUGCUCGGUACUACUGGACCCAGUUCACCAGCGGAAUAAAACAGAUUCAGAUGAUCGUUGAAAACAUAGCAGAGAAAGACCUUCCUACCGGUGGCCAGAUUGUAGAAAGUCAAAAGACCUCCUUCAUAUAUUGGUUUGAAAACGGGUGUCAGCUUGUUUCUACCGGAACUCUGGUAGCCCAAUACGGUCCCACAGGCAAGAUAGAACUCCUCGACAUUGGCACAGGCGGCCAUACAGAAUAUAUACCCCGUCACCAACUGCAACCUCCACCAUCCCCAGAGCAGAAACAGAGCCCGAGGAUGGGUAAACCCUUGAACAAGAGACAGAAACUCUCCGCUACCCCCUCAGUGUCUAUACCGGAUUCUAUGGUCACGGACGACGGAGUCCCAGUAGCAGUCAUGAGCUUCUUAGAGCAAAAUCAAGCUCUCGGCAUCAAUCCCAUGCCACCCGGUCAACGCACUCCAGGCAUCAACGGGACUAACCAAUUCGCCUCUCCCGCCGUGGGCCACUUGGGCAUCCCCGGUGUCCAGGGAUCCCCCCACAUAGGCGGGCCAACACACACGCCCAGCCCUGCCCAAAACCCUGUUGCCGGCCCAGUAGCCAUGGCAGCCCAGCAGAGCCAGCAAGGCACCAAUACAAGCGGCAGCCAGGGCACCAGUGCCAACACUAGUCCAAACGUGACUAAUAAACGCCGUCGGGCGAGUACUGUGAAGACCGAAGGAGAUGACAAUUCGUCUUCCAUGGAUGUCAACGGAGCUACACAGGGGAAUGCCAACAAGGUGAAAGCCAGUCCUAGAGUGGGCGGAAAGAGACAGAAAGGGACCAGCUGA
Molecule: messenger RNA, 2211 nt
Organism: Microsporum canis CBS 113480
Lineage: Eukaryota; Fungi; Ascomycota; Eurotiomycetes; Onygenales; Arthrodermataceae
Product: PTAB
Exons: 5
Coding region: 1-2211 (736 amino acids)
Biological process (GO): negative regulation of transcription by RNA polymerase II; positive regulation of transcription by RNA polymerase II
Cellular component (GO): nucleus; transcription regulator complex
Source: RefSeq, a predicted model, not a curated record